AUGAGCAUUGCUGAUGAACGCUUUGAACACCUGCGCGAUAUUCUAAGUACUAUCAGAGACGAAACUCCGAUAAUUCCUGAAAACCCAUCGGAAGAAUGGGAAAAGGAGCAAGAAAAAGUCAUGGCCGUACCACCUCCUAUACAUGGUUAUUCACUGAGUGCUCCGAAUGUUCCUCUGUUUGAUUUUUCACCUAACUCUUCCACCCCACUCGUUCUCCAUAUUGAGCAAGUCUGGUUGAUUUUUGGCCAACUUCCCAAAGUUAUCCUUUACCCGGCUAACCAUCCACGCGAGGACUCUAAGGAGCAGCACAAGGAUUCCGACGUUUGGGAACCACGUCCAUCUGCCAAAUCGUACUAA
Messenger RNA from Cylicocyclus nassatus, 357 nucleotides. Lineage: Eukaryota; Metazoa; Nematoda; Chromadorea; Rhabditida; Strongylidae. The record is from the annotation of a GenBank genome assembly.